This is a messenger RNA of Thunnus maccoyii (southern bluefin tuna), 962 nucleotides long. Its product is annotated as protein FAM180A. The transcript is spliced from 4 exons. NCBI's taxonomy places the organism in Eukaryota, Metazoa, Chordata, Actinopteri, Scombriformes, Scombridae. Bases 287 to 889 code for a protein of 200 amino acids. The record is from RefSeq and is a predicted model, not a curated record.
UAACUCUCAGUAUUACAUUUACAUUCAACAACACCACAAACUACACAAAUUAACCGUUAGCUCCUAACAACCGCUGAAUCAUCUCCAUGACAACUGAGCGAACUACAAACUCCAAGUGGAGCUUGUGAUGAAAUGUUUUUGUGUCAAACUCUGUAAAACAGUUUCAGAACGGCAGGAUUUAUCGCUGAUGUUUUAAACAGCAAUACUUUCAGCUACGUGUAAAUAGUAAACUGGCAGGACAUGCAAAAACACAGCAGCAACCAACUGGCUUUUGGUCCUUUUUUCCAUGAUGAAAAAAUGCACGGUAUUCAGUCUGAGCUGCAUUUGCCCGGAUUCACAAAAGUGGGAGAAGGAUGUGGUGAUAGGCUAUCUGUCGGCAGUAGUCGAGAGAAGAAACAACAUGGAAUUACAACUUAAAAUCUGCCUGCAGGUCAUUUUCUGGCUUUGUUUUGAAGGACUUCUGCAGGAUGUGGCUGCAGGCUUUAAUCCGACUUCUCAAAGAACUGCCUCCUCAGUGUCUGAUGCAAACCUGAUGUUUGAGUUCUUGCUGGGCGGGGUAGAAAUCGACCAGGACAACAACAUUGUUCUGCUUGACAAGGAGAUGGCAUCAAUGAGGCCGGGGCGGGCCUUCCUGGCUCAGAUCAAUGACAACAUUCCCAGAAGUUUGAGCCCCAUGGUGCAGAUGGUGGACACGCUAAAGAGUCAGAGAAAGAGGCCGAUGACUCAGGCUCAGUUUGAGACUCUUGUCCUGAGCCUGGUGUACUCUGCCCACCAGGCCUGGCACCAGGAGACGAAAGAGGAACAGGAGCGCUGGGGAGGAGUGCUCCUCCAGCUGGUAAACGUCACUGUCCAUGAGCUACGUGGAAAUGAUCUCUACAGUUAUGCGUAAUACAGAUGCUGUUCUGUAUGAUAUGAAGGUGUGUGCAAUAAAUCAUUUGACUUAAAAUGUGUGUUCAUUACUU